UAGACGCUUUAAAUGUCAUGGUUAAAACCAACGUACAAAAAGUUAUUUCCCAAAGUUACGACGGAGCAGCUGUAAUGUCUGGAAAAAUCAAUGGGGUACAAGCAAAAGUCAGGAGCAAGUUUGUCAAUGCAUACUAUACUCUUUGUUACGCACAUCAACUAAACUUAGUUAUGUCUCAGAGUGCAUCAAGCAAUAAAUCAGCCAAAGUAUUUUUUGCAAAUUUGUCUGCUAUUCCAACAUUUUUUUCAAAUUCCCCCGCACGUCUAUCAGCAUUAGAUGAAUCAGUUGCUCGUAGAAUACCAUCUGUUUGUACAACUCGAUGGAAUUACCAAUCAAGGGCUGUAGAUGUUGUUUCCCAAAAUCGUUAAAAACUGAUCGAAUGUUUUGAAGAACUCCAGAAUUCUUCUUCCGCUGAAACUGUAAGAAAAGAGAGUGGCUGUCUACGACUCUUGGAAGACUUUGAUUUUAAUUUUUGGUUAAACUUUUUCCAUCGUCUAAUGCCACACAUCGAUAUUUUAUUCAAUCAAUUUUAGUCGCGGGAUUCAUGUUGCUCUACAAUAAAAAAAAUAUAGAUACAUUUUUGAGUAUCAUCGAGAAAGUGCGAGGAGAAGCAUAGGAUAUUUUAAAAGAAGUUUCAGAAGGCUCGAGUGUGUGCUCCACAGCGCGCAAAAGAAACCAAGACUCUAAAAUCCGCGAUGCAAUAGAAGUUUGUGAUAUUCUUUCUACACAAGCAAAGGACAGGUUUGAAAAUACGGACUACGUCGAUAUUGCAGAAUUGUUAAAUUGUAAUCAUUUUAAUCUUUUAGAAAAAAACUUUCCAGAAUCUAAACUUACUUUGGCUGUAAAUCACUAUUCCUUUUUAAACAAAUGUAAACUUAAAACUGAGCUAACGGUGUUAUAUGAAAGACCAGAUUUCAGAAAUUUUUCUGGUCUCCUAUCACUUUUAAAUUUCUUAUAUGAUUACGACUUAGAUGAUUCAUUUGAUGAAGUAAUAACAUUAAUUUUAAUUUUGGUUAUAACACCCAUAUUCACGGCAGAAGCAGAGCGUUGUUUUUCGACUUAAAAACGAAUUAAAACUUUUUUUUGCGAAACACUAUGUCACAGGACAGGC
Molecule: messenger RNA, 1111 nt
Organism: Psylliodes chrysocephalus
Lineage: Eukaryota; Metazoa; Arthropoda; Insecta; Coleoptera; Chrysomelidae
Source: the annotation of a GenBank genome assembly